AUGAUCAUGGCAUGCCCCCAAGAGGCUGCUCUGGCGCCGGAGCAGCGCAGGGCUCUCUUUGACAUCCUGACGCACUACCAGACAUACGCCGACAUUGUGGCGUGCAAGGAGCCUGGCGUGGUGGCGCGCUACGGAUAUCCCUUCGAUCGCUCGUCGCCAUCUUCCUCGCCGCCGAGCGCAACCUCGUCGCCCACGACAAUCGUGUCGUCCUCUGUGGCGCCGCAGCUAGCCCGGCUGAGCAUUCGAGGCAACAGCGGCGAUGACGACGACGACGACGACUUCCAAGACGCAGACGACGGGACGCAGUCGUCGGCGCCGCUGCUGCAGACGCUGCUGACGCAGUUUGUGCUGCCGCUGCCGGGUGUCAAGGACAUGCCGCCCGAGUUCUGGAGCGUGCGCGUGCACGGCAUGAUUAUGCGACUAGCCCAGGCCGAGCUUUCCGAGAGCUACGACAAGGGCGCGCUGGGGACCCGCAAGACGUUGGCGACGGGGUCCAGCGCCUUGCUGGAGAUGGUGGCGCGCGGGACGUUUGGGGGCGUGCCGCGCAAGCCGAGAAAAUUUGUCUUCCAUGGAGAGUACGACUGUAGCCGGGCUGAGGAUUUGGAGCGGGCGUGGGAGGAUCUGGUGCAGGGGCUUGUGUAUGGCGACAUGGUGGAUGACUUUUUCGACCACAUGGACCGGACCGAGGAUCUCGAGAGUCACUCGCCAGGGCUCAAGGCCGUGGCCGAAUAUGUCCUCAUUCAGCUCGCGGCGGGCGCGCACCACGUCUUCAUCCGCUCGCCCGAGGGUCCGUACUUGCUCAAGCUGGUGGAAAACGUGCACGGGCUGAUCCCCUACAAGCUCAUCAAGCAGACGCUGCGGGUGGGCAACGCGGCGACCAUGAUGAGCGGCAUGAUGCGCAUCCUGCUGGCCAAGCUGAGCGUGACGAGCGUCACCAACUGGAUAGGCAUCACGUCGAGCGCCGACGACGGCAUGAACCUGCUGCAGCGCAUCAUAUCGCUCGUGCUGUCGUGGGACGCCGGCGACUUCCGCAAGAGUGCCGACAAGGUGGAAAGGGCAAAAGAGAGGGAACGGCCGAGCGACGAGGUGCUCCGGGCGCUUCGCGACCACGUGGCGCGCGCGGAGCGAGCUGAGCACGAGGCCGUCAGGGCGGCGAGCGCGAAGAAGUCGCAGUCCAUCAUCGUCGCCAUCCUCGAGGCCUCGUCGGUGGACGCAGCGUCGUUGACGGAGACGCAGCAUGCGCAGUGCCUCGAGUACUACUCUGCGCUGCUCUCCGUCCGCGACCGCGACAGCAUCACGGCCGCGCUGUGCCGCGAGCCGCCCGACCUGCUCACGCAAGCCGUCAAGGACGCCGUGGCGGCCUACGACCCCAUGAUCCGCAGCGUGCACGCGCGCGUCGAUCUCAAGGAGCACCUCGACGCGCUGCAGGGCUUCAUCGACGAACUCAUCAAGGCCAGCAAGCCCAGCAGGGGGCUCGACGGCAAGGAGAAACUGCCGACCGUCGACGACUACGUGAAGCUGCUGCGCAAGAAUAGGGGGCUGCUCUAUCGCUGGGUGCACGCCAUUGCAACAAAGGCGCCCGACGUGUGGUCGUGGUUCCGCGACUGGGCGAAUGCGUCCGUUGUCAAGUUUCGCCAGGCCGAGACGCCGACUGGGGUGAGCGCAAUGGAAGCCCGACUGGACCACCUGUUUGUCUCGCUCGACCCGCGUGCCCAGCGUCCGGUGCUCGACGCCCUCGACGCGCACGCCGCAUACCUGUCCGCCCUGUCCGACCUAUCCCUCUCGCGCCUCCAAGCCCUCGUCGACAGCGGCAAGCCCGACAAGGCCAAUCGCAGCGUCGACGCCGCGGCCCCGGGCAUGUACCUCUCGCGCUGGCAGGCCCUCCUCGACGAGACGCUCAUCACGCCCGCGGCGCCAAGCGGCGCGGUGCGGCACGGCAGCGACGUCAAGCACAUCACCACCAUGGGCAAGACGGGCGCCUCGUGGAAGCGCGGCUUGGCAGCAGCGACACCGACACAGGGGCAGCAGCCGCAGCAGCAGCAGGGUCCGGUGGCGCCGGACGUGGGCGUGGUGGUGCGCGCGCUGGCGGCUGGGUUUGGCGGCGUGAUUAGAGAGAUGGCGGCCGAGGUGCAGGCGAGGGACGCUGCGGCGACGGGGAGGUAG
Messenger RNA from Hirsutella rhossiliensis, 2163 nucleotides. RefSeq names its product PX-associated domain-containing protein. Bases 1 to 2163 code for a protein of 720 amino acids. Gene Ontology annotation, molecular function: phosphatidylinositol binding. Lineage: Eukaryota; Fungi; Ascomycota; Sordariomycetes; Hypocreales; Ophiocordycipitaceae. The record is from RefSeq and is a predicted model, not a curated record. The transcript is spliced from 2 exons.